Molecule: messenger RNA, 463 nt
Organism: Manis pentadactyla (Chinese pangolin)
Lineage: Eukaryota; Metazoa; Chordata; Mammalia; Pholidota; Manidae
Gene: COPS9
Product: COP9 signalosome subunit 9
Exons: 3
Coding region: 83-256 (57 amino acids)
Biological process (GO): negative regulation of protein neddylation
Source: RefSeq, a predicted model, not a curated record
UGCCGCGGCAGGGCUCGCACCGGAAGGAGCGGCGGCGGCGGCCCGGAAGUGAGCCAGGACGCCUGGGGCGCCGCGGGAGGAGAUGAAGCCGGCCGUGGACGAGAUGUUUCCUGAGGGCGCCGGGCCCUACGUGGACCUGGACGAGGCCGGGGGCAGCACCGGGCUCCUGAUGGACUUGGCAGCCAAUGAAAAGGCAGUCCAUGCAGACUUCUUUAACGAUUUUGAAGACCUCUUUGAUGACGAUGAUAUCCAGUGAGGUACCGUCCAGUGGUGCCUGUGUUCCGUCGUGGUGUGGAUCUCCUGGAAGGACAAUUCAGAUGGUUCUAAAGAACUUGCGGAGUCAACUUGAAACUAGGAGAUGGUUAAUCAGGAAAGGUGGUUUUGACCAUUGGUAUGAGGCCUAUUAAUCUGUGAAAGUGACUGGCUUUUGUCCUUGUUUCAAUUAAAAAGGGAUGUCACCUUU